AAAAAACAUUAAUUAUAGAAAAAGAAAAAAAAAAAAAAAAAAGGAAAGUGAGAGAUAGAAGAAAGGACGACUUGGGAGACUGAGAAGAAGAGGUCUUUGUUUACCGUGUCGUCGAUUCCAUUCGAUCUUCUUCAAUCGGAGAUUGUUACCGUGGAUUGACUGAGGGUUUUGAGAGAGAAGGGCGUGUUGAGUUUGAAAUUUGAAAUUUUGUAUGCUGAAGGAGUAGGGAAAUUUUGAAGGCUUUGCUUUUAUCUGGGAGAAGGAAAUGUUGGAGAGCGGUGCCAAAUUCACUGGAAUAAUUCGUCUAAACAACCAUGAUAACAACUUUGAUGAUUUGUCGCAAGGCUUUUACCACAAACUCCAUGAGGGUGAGGGUACCAACAUGUCCAUCGACAGUUUGCAAACUAGCAAUGACGGAGGCUCUGUUGCCAUGUCUAUAGACAACAGCAGUGUUGCUUCAAAUACUAAUGAUUCUAAAACUCACAUCUUGAACCACCAAGGGCUGCGACGACGUGCAAAGGAUAACUACUCUGUUGCACAGAGUGUUAACCGCCGAGGAAGAGUCACACAUGCUCUCAGUGAUGAUCAACUUGCUCGAGCUCUAAUGGACAUCCAUUCCUCGACAGAGGGGCUUGAGAAUUACGAGGACUGGACAAUUGACUUAAGAAAGCUAAACAUGGGUGAAGCGUUUGCACAAGGUGCUUUUGGGAAGCUAUAUAGAGGCACUUACAAUGGCGAAGAUGUUGCUAUCAAACUUUUGGAGCGGCCAGAGAAUGACCCAGAAAAGGCUCAGCUGAUGGAGCAACAGUUUCAACAGGAAGUGAUGAUGCUGGCUACGUUGAAGCAUCCAAACAUAGUUCGUUUUAUUGGUGCCUGCCGUAAACCAAUGGUUUGGUGCAUUGUAACUGAGUAUGCUAAGGGGGGUUCAGUUAGGCAAUUCUUAGCAAAGCGGCAGAGCCGAUCAGUUCCGUUGAAAUUAGCAGUCAAGCAAGCUUUGGAUGUUGCGAGGGGGAUUGAAUAUGUUCAUGGGCUUGGGUUGAUUCACAGGGACUUAAAAUCUGACAACCUGUUGAUUUCUUCAGACAAAUCAAUAAAAAUUGCUGAUUUUGGGGUUGCCCGUAUUGAGGUGCAGACGGAAGGAAUGACACCAGAGACUGGGACGUAUCGCUGGAUGGCUCCGGAGAUGAUCCAGCAUAGGAAAUACACUCAGAAAGUUGAUGUGUAUAGCUUUGGGAUUGUUCUUUGGGAACUUAUUACAGGGAUGCUUCCGUUCCAGAACAUGACAGCAGUGCAGGCAGCAUUUGCAGUUGUGAAUAAGGGUGUCCGUCCUAUCAUUCCCAGUGACUGCUUACCUGUUCUUGGCGAGAUCAUGACGAGAUGCUGGGAUGCCAACCCUGAUGUCAGGCCACCCUUCACUGAAGUUGUGAGAAUGCUUGAGAAUGCUGAGACUGAGAUUAUGACAACUGUUCGUAAGGCCCGCUUCAGGUGUUGCAUUACCCAACCAAUGACGAUGGACUGACCUCAGAAGAAAUAAUGGAAAAGAAAACAGUUAUGUAUAACAUAAAGAGGAAAAAGGAAAUGGAAAGGAGAGAAAGAGGUGAGGUGAGAGAAGGGAAUUAUAUUGUAGCCUUGUGUAUUUAUCAGGUUUCAUUUCUUUCUUAAGAUAGAUAAGGAAGUGGUGUUAAAAAAUAUUUGGUUUUUGAGAUUUCUAUUUGAUUGAAUUUCUGACGCUGAUUGAGUAAUAGAAGAGAGAAUUGAUGUGUAUG
Messenger RNA from Prunus persica (peach), 1766 nucleotides. Its product is annotated as serine/threonine-protein kinase HT1. Gene Ontology annotation, biological process: protein phosphorylation. The coding region runs from base 266 to 1519 and encodes 417 amino acids. Gene Ontology annotation, molecular function: ATP binding; protein kinase activity. The transcript is spliced from 3 exons. The record is from RefSeq and is a predicted model, not a curated record. NCBI's taxonomy places the organism in Eukaryota, Viridiplantae, Streptophyta, Magnoliopsida, Rosales, Rosaceae.